This is a messenger RNA of Lachancea dasiensis, 1368 nucleotides long. The record is from the annotation of a GenBank genome assembly. Lineage: Eukaryota; Fungi; Ascomycota; Saccharomycetes; Saccharomycetales; Saccharomycetaceae.
AUGCUUGCACUACGACGAGCUGGUGAGUAUAAAUUGUUUGGUCAAAUUGCUGCCUCCAGACUUUACUGUGCCUCAUGCAGUGCCAAAGUGACGAUUGCGAGUGUAUCACAUAAUGUAUCCACGAAACAACAAUUGUUUUUUACUGAUCCCAUUUCUCCGGGCUCUAUAUUCUUUCUUCCUAAUGGUGCGAAGAUAUUUAACAAGCUGGUCAAUUUCAUGAAGCUACAGCAGCAACACAAAUAUGGAUUUCAAGAGGUGAUGACUCCGCUCAUAUAUAGAAAGUCCCUGUGGGAACAAUCCGGACAUUGGGAAAAAUAUAAGGAAGACAUGUUCCGAGUUGAGGGCCAGGAUAUCGACAAAGAGGAAUAUGGUCUUAAACCCAUGAAUUGUCCUGGUCACUGUGUUAUGUUCAAAAAGUCAGCGAGAUCGUACACUGAACUCCCGCUAAGAUUUUCCGAUUUUUCGCCGUUACAUCGCAAUGAAGCUUCCGGUGCACUAUCGGGUUUAACUCGAGUGCGUAAAUUUCAUCAAGAUGACGGUCACAUAUUUUGUACCGCAGAACAGGUCGAGUCGGAGAUAAAAAAGUCGUUGGAUUUAGUAGACCUGUGCUAUUCUAAGGUUUUUCCCCUUGGGCCAAAUGGCACCCCUACCAAGUACUCCCUGUGUCUUUCUACAAGACCUGAUAAUUUUAUCGGAAGUAUAGAGGUGUGGAAUAAGGCUGAGUCUGUCCUAAGUGACAUUCUGCGGACCUCUGGCAAGGAAUGGCGUGUCAAUGAAAAAGACGGUGCCUUUUAUGGUCCAAAGAUCGACGUGCUACUCACUGACCAUCAUGGUAAAGAUCACCAAGUUGCCACUAUUCAAUUAGACUUCAAUUUGCCAGAAAGGUUCGAUCUAAAGUUCAAAGAUAAAGAUAACGUCUACAAAAGGCCGAUAAUGAUCCAUAGAGCUGUAUUUGGCUCAUUAGAGAGGUUCAUGGCUAUGAUUAUUGACUCCAAUGCCGGAAAAUGGCCCUUUUGGUUAAACCCUCACCAGUGCAUGGUAAUUCCCUUGAAUACUAAAAAUCAUGAAAUGGUGUCAAAGUCAAGGGAAAUAGCCAAUAUACUAAAAGGUGAAAAUGUCGAAGGUACUGAACCUGUAAAGAUGAACUCGUUGCAUUUCAACGUUGAGGUCGAUGACCGUGCAGAGCCUGUAGGCUACCGCAUCAAAGACGCUAUCAUGAGAAAUUUUUCAUACUUGAUAAUGGUGGGAGCAAAGGAAAUUGAAAGCGAAAAAUAUGCUAUUAGGACUAGGGACUCCAGAGAACUCAGUCACUUGUCAGUAGACGAGAUUUUUCAAAAAUUUGUCGAUCUUGAACAAAACUAUCAAUAA